This is a messenger RNA of Trichechus manatus latirostris (Florida manatee), 1980 nucleotides long. It is a transcript of the gene PHOSPHO1, whose product is annotated as phosphoethanolamine/phosphocholine phosphatase 1. Gene Ontology annotation, molecular function: phosphatase activity. The record is from RefSeq and is a predicted model, not a curated record. Bases 836 to 1639 code for a protein of 267 amino acids. Gene Ontology annotation, biological process: bone mineralization involved in bone maturation. The transcript is spliced from 3 exons. Lineage: Eukaryota; Metazoa; Chordata; Mammalia; Sirenia; Trichechidae.
GGGCUCCAGAUCAUCCCCACCAGCUAGUCAGCCCCGCAAGCUCACAACCCAAGAAGGUCUUUAGGGCAACGGGGGGAAGAAGCUCUGGCUGCAGUUUUCUCAAGAGCCACCUGAGAGCCCUGAGUUCUAAUCCUGAUUCUGAUGCUGUGUGACUCCCGUGAUGUUAACUGGACCUCUCUGGGCAUCUGUUUUUCCUAUCUGUUGCGGGGGAUGGUGAGCAAGAAAGAGACCAUAGUAAAGUUGGUGGGACUGUCUGAGAAAGGCAGGAAUUCCAGCUUAGCAGUUGCGUCUGAUUUCUAGUGACAGGAGAAGUGACUUGGCUUGGGCAGAGGACUUGUAACUGUGGUAUUUCUAGGAUCCUCUCCCCCCAUCCCCAUUCUUAACAUUUCCUGUGGAAAACUGUCCUGUGGCUCCACCCACCCAAUAAAACAGGAGGAUUUCAAACUUAUGGCCUAGCCAAAGAGGGGCCCAGUUCCCUCCCCCAUCCCCAGGAGACCUUCCCACCCCAUUCCCACAGAUUUAAUCUAAGAACAUUUGUAUAAAAGGCAGGAGGAAGCAGAGAGGGAUUUGUGAUUGGAUAUAGAAUCAGGGAGGGUCUGCUUUUAAUUGGGACUGAAAUAUGGAAUCUCUUGCACCUCCCAGAAACCUUUCUAUCCUCUCCUUGCUCUAAGCCUGCAGGGAACGCUCAGGUCCUGCUGGCCUUUUCUCUGAGAGACUCUUUCUGGUGACCACAAGAGGAUUUGAUCACUCGAGACAAAGCUGCCAGAGGAGCUCUGGACAACAGCUAGAGGCCAAAAGCGUCCCUACAAGUGGUGCCCAGGGUGAUGUACUGACAAUGAGCGGGUGUUUUCCAGUUGCUGGCCUCCGAUGCCUAUCUAGGGACAGCGGGAUGGCUGCGCAGGGCGCGCCACGCUUUCUCCUGACCUUCGACUUCGAUGAGACCAUUGUGGACGAAAACAGCGAUGACUCGAUUGUGCGCGUCGCGCCGGGCCAGCGGCUGCCAGAGAGCCUACGUGCCACCUACCGUGAGGGCUUCUACAACGAGUACAUGCAGCGCGUCUUCAAGUACCUGGGCGAGCAGGGCGUGCGGCCUCGGGAUCUGCGUGCCGUCUACGAAGCCAUCCCCCUGUCGCCCGGCAUGGGCGACCUGCUCCAGUUUGUGGCCAAGCAGGGCGACUGCUUCGAGGUUAUUCUCAUCUCGGAUGCCAACACCUUCGGCAUAGAGAGCGCGCUGCGCGCCGCCGGCCACCACGGUCUGUUCCGUCGCAUCCUCAGCAACCCGUCGGGUCCAGACGCCCGGGGGCUGCUGACACUGCGACCAUUCCACACGCACAGUUGCCCGCGCUGCCCCUCCAACAUGUGCAAGCACAAGGUGCUCAGCGACUACCUGCGCGAGAGGGCCCACGACGGCGUGCACUUCGAGCGCCUCUUUUACGUGGGCGACGGGGCCAACGACUUCUGCCCCAUGGGGCUGCUGGCAGGCGGCGACGUGGCCUUCCCGCGUCGCGGCUACCCCAUGCACCGCCUCAUCCAGGAGGCGCAGAAGGCGGAGCCCAGCUCCUUUCGCGCCAGCGUGGUGCCCUGGGAGACUGCCGCUGACGUGCGCCUCCAUCUGCAACAGGUGCUCAAGGCGUGCUGAGGAUGGCGGCCUUCCGGGGUUGUCCCGGGCGGAUCGGCGGAGGAGGGGACGGGGGGCAGGGUUUGGGAAAGACAAACCUAGUUUUAGUACUCCCUUUUCCCUUUCGCUUCGGUAUGUCCCUCGGGACCGAUUUCGGGAAUUCCGGGCUUGUCCGUUUGCGGGGGAGGAGAGGGUUCGGAGCCAUCCCUAUCUAUGCAGUUAAGCCAGGUUAACUUCCCUAGUUCCGCUGCACGCAGUCACAUUCUGAAGUCUGCUUAACCCGGGUGGUGCGCAUAUCUUGGAAGACAGCAGCGUUUCCAAAAACCUUGCCCUCUGAUUUGGGAGGAAGGGGUUCCCCAGCA